Molecule: messenger RNA, 1679 nt
Organism: Juglans microcarpa x Juglans regia
Lineage: Eukaryota; Viridiplantae; Streptophyta; Magnoliopsida; Fagales; Juglandaceae
Exons: 3
Coding region: 872-1537 (221 amino acids)
Source: RefSeq, a predicted model, not a curated record
CACCACAGAACUUUCGACCUGGAAUUUCUUUCACAACGAAAGAUGAUAAAUAAUACACGCGCAGAUUACGUACUUAGUUGAACAUGAAAGACUCGUAUGAGAAUGAAUGAAAUUAGUUUGUCUUCUCUCUUGUUAUAACUCUCUUCCGGUGGUAUACGUACUCGUUUUUAGGUAUUAUAUGUUUUAAUUUUCAGAUGUAUUAGCUAAAAUAGGGUCUACCUUGGCAUAUACCAGAACACAUUUCUCGUGCAAGAAUGGAGUAUUUUCUAAAACGUUAAUGAAUCGGGAAGGUGAUAUCAUUUCUUUGAAAUCCUUCACAGGCCUGGUUUAAUCUCAAUGAUAUUCAUUGGUAUACGAAGCAAAAAAUGGAAACCAGCUACUUCGCGGCCUGCAGAUAACGGGCGGAGUAGUUGAAUGGUCUAGAUUAAUUGUAAAUUGUUUCCAAGAUUAAAGCAUAAUAUUCAUAAUAUUUAUGAAUGCCGUUAUACGUACCCUAUAUUUCGUUCAGUUCCUUCAGUAUACGAUGAUCUUUUUGUACAGAAAAGAAAGCUUUGACCAUGGAUAUAUGUUAUAAAAAGGGCCAAAAAAAAAGAAAAAAGAAAAAGAAAAAGAAAAAAGAAAGUCUCGAGUAGGUACUCGAGAUGCAGGCAUUACUGUGGUGGUGGAUGUGAUAGGGUGUCAUGUUGGAAGAUAUUUCAUAUGGGAAGUUAUUGGUGUGGCUCAAAAUGUCUCAGUCGACGAACAGGAAAAGAAACAGACAGCUUUUACUGGAAAGCUGUUAAUCUUAUCAAUUCGUACAGUCUUACUUUACGCACAUAUUCUUCGGGUAGAAGCUGCAAUCUAACGUUGCAGAAGGCUAACUUGAGAUUCAAUGGAUCAGAAGCUUCUUAACCAAUAUGACAGGGAAUGCAUGAGAAUGGCCAUGAUAAAACAUGAAGAAACAUUCAAGGAGCAGGUAAGUGAACUUCAUCGUCUAUAUCGGAUCCAGAAGAUGUUAAUGAAAAACAUUAGGAGCAACAGGCCUAAUAUUGGAAGGAGCCAAGAGCUAUCGAAUUUGAGGAAUGAACUUGGUUUCAUUCAGAAUAGUAAUGAUCAUCAUCAGCGUGAUGCAGAACACAAACCACAAAGCUGGAAACUUGAUCUGGAACAGCCUGCCGAGGACUAUAUUGCAGAACCAGAUGAUGGUGAGGGAGUGCUAGAGCUUAUAGAGGAGAGUGAGAUUGAGCUGACUCUGGGCCCAUCAAAUUACAACAGAUGGAAGAAACCCGAGACUCCAUUAACCUCAGAUUCAGGACCAAGCUUUUCUUCUUCUUCAACUGGAUCCAGUCAGAUAAAUAGAACAAGUUCUUGGAUCCAUCAGAUGGCAAGAGACCAGUUAAAUGGCUAUGAACUGGGGCUUGUCAAGGUGCCCGACAUGACAUCUGGGUACCAUAGCAGAAGCAAAAACAAUAUUGAUGUCGAAGAACAACAACUAAGACAAGAGAGGCUAAACCAGGCUCCUUGGCUUUUCCAAGUCUUGAGUUUGAACAUGACUUGAAAAAAUCUACCAAGUUGAGGUGAUCGAGUUUAAGGAUUAAACUUCUUGGCAAGCGACUAAUUCUAUGACUAAUGUUUGUGUGGAAUUUUCUGCUUAGUUUUUGGCAUAAUGCAUGUGUACUGAUGGAGUCUCUUUGUGUAAA